GAUGAGUCAUGUUGACCUUGCUUUGGGUGUCUCAUUUAGGAUCAGGAGGAAUGAGUGCAGCCUCAAACAGUGACGCCUCUCACUCCGUGGGCAGUCAACCUAGUCCGAGUGAAUUGGACCCAGGCACAUCUAUAGCCACAUUUGGUGGGAAGACUCAGAAGCCCAAGUCCAUGCUGGUCAUUUCUGGGGGGGAAGGGUACAUAGAUUUCCGGAUUGGAGAUGUUGAAGAUGAAGUAGGGAGAGCAGAGGAAGCUGGAACAAGUGAGAGACGAUCACUAUCUCGAGGGGACCAGAGUCACCUGAUAGUGUGGCAGGUGAAUCUGCCAGACCAGGCCAUCGAUGCUCUCUCUCUCUCCUUCAAUUAGCUUCUCUUUUGCUCUCUCUCUAUCUCUUUCUCUCUCAUUUCCAUUCUGCUUUUGGGGAAGUUCCUGAGACAGAGGUGCACUAUAAGUGGAUGAAAUGGGUUGAAAUGAAAUGGGUCAUUUCAAAUAAGAAAACUACAGAAAGAAUUUUGCACAGAUCAGCACGUGGAAAAUGUUUAUGCUUGUAGGCCAUAUAAUUCAGCGUUUUAGUGCUCAAGCAGGCUUCAAAUGGAGGACUCCAAUAUGAGCCCUUCUGUCAAAUCAUAGACAGCUAGUGCUCAUGCUUGUGCUGGAUAUGUGAAUGUAAAACUCCAGACCUGGAUUUAUGAGACACAAUUUUGUCUCUGCAACUUUCAGAAUGCAUUAACUGGGACUACAGUCCAGUUAUCUUGGUGAGUAGGUGAGUAUUCCAUUUGUAGGUCAAGCUCAUAACUCAUUAUAUUGACUCAUCAUGCAGAUGAAUGUGGCAAUCACAUGAUUUUGAGGCUGGCAUUUGCUUAGCACCUCUGUCCUUGACUGCCCCUAUCAUCAGUCCAGUAUACCUAUCAUUAUGACUAUAUCUUUCAUCAUCAGUGCGUCACAAAACAAAUUUGUUGGCUUACAACCUAGGUUUGAGAAGCCUUAGUUCAGCACUGCUUUGUGUCUUUCUUCAUGUUCUGUACUCACUAAGCCUGAUGAUGAUGAUUCCUGAUACUUGAGAUGGCUAUUUAUUUUGUUGUCCUAAGUCAAUUGCCUGGGAAGUGUUAUUCCCUCCACCUUCAUGUUACCUCAUGCGCAAAUUAAUAAUCUAAUGCUUUAUCUCACUGCGGUGAUGGUGUAUUUGUACGGUGGUGAAUGGGAAUCUCCAACUCGCUCACUUCCCCAGCCACCAAUCGAGCAACUGAUUGCUUUGAUUGUCUGUUGUCAGUCAGUGUCUUUUUUUGUUUUUGAUUGUCUUCAGGCUGGUUCUCUAGAGGCUUGAAAUGGAAAUAAUAUAUUAAGACUAUUUUUUUCUACAAUCAAGCAGGAAUAGGACAUUGACAUGUCAUGUGAUACGUCUGUGAAGUUAUGCAGUUUGAGAAACGAACUCAUGCUUUCCAUGAGCCUUAUUACUGUACUCUUUUUAAAUUUAGCAUGGUAUUAUUAUAUCUUUUUAUUUGAGUGAUUUCAAACAUUUUAAUUGGAUGAUCAUUUUUGAAUGGUCAUUAUUGCAUGUUAAUCUAUGGUCAUUUCACUUGGUUCCUUUUAUGUCCUGACAUGUUGUCAGAUUUCAUUGAGUUUCUUUGGGGAGUCCUUAGAUUUGAUGAGUGCUGCAUGGUUCAAAGCUCUUUAUUGAGGACGAAAGAAACCUGAUGGAAGUGACAAGAUCCAAAAUAAAUUUCUUUUUUUCUUUAUA
Messenger RNA from Darwinula stevensoni, 1737 nucleotides. The record is from the annotation of a GenBank genome assembly. Lineage: Eukaryota; Metazoa; Arthropoda; Ostracoda; Podocopida; Darwinulidae.